UGUGUUGGUGGGGCAGAGUCGUCGGCAUGAGCCGCUUAGAAAUAUGGAUCCAGUGUGCUGUUACGAUGCGGUCGGGUGCGUGCCGGGCGAUCGCUCUGGCUACCCUCGUUUUUACGAUAGUGGGCCAUGUAGACGCAUUGGGUAAAUGUUCAGGUUGCGCUUUCCCCGUUAAGUGCAAUUGUACUGGCAUCAAAGGCAGAGCGGGAACACAGGGUUACUCUGGAGUGCCCGGGACACAAGGAGGGCCCGGUGAUACAGGAUACCCAGGCAUAAGAGGACCGAAAGGAGAAAAAGGAUCCGAUGGAGGAUAUGGAGUGAUUGGAGAUAGAGGAGCUAGGGGCGAUGCUGGUGAAAGGGGACCAUUUGGAUUACCUGGAAAUUCUGGAUCGCCUGGUGAAUUGGGUCCACAAGGACCUUCAGGCUUAGAUGGGUGCAAUGGAACAGAUGGUGUGCAAGGACCCGAUGGUACCCAUGGGUAUCCGGGAUCCAGAGGCUUGGUCGGUCCUCUAGGACCACCAGGUCCACGAGGUGAACCGGGCGAGGGUGGUAUAAAUUCGGUGGGAACAAAAGGUGAUCGUGGCGAGGAAGGAUUCGAUGGUCAACAGGGUUCCGAUGGAUUGAGGGGUUAUGCAGGACCUGCUGGACCCAGAGGAGAACCCGGUAAUUCGGGAUUGACUGGAGAACAAGGCGUUUUGGGACCACCAGGUGAUAACGGUGAUUCCAGAUGGGGCGACAAAGGACAGCAAGGCGAUGAAGGAGAGCAAGGAAAGAAAGGACCUAGGGGAGAGGCUAGGUCGGGGUUUUUCGAAAACCAUCCGGAUUUGAUGCUGAUGAGGGGACUGCCGGGAGAAAAGGGACAGGAAGGUGAAGAAGGACCACGUGGUUAUCCAGGGGGUCGAGGUGAUAAAGGACGACAGGGAAUUCCUGGUAGGAAAGGUUCGGCAGGAUACAAAGGCGAACGAGGUGACGACGGACCUUUUGGAAAACAAGGCAGACCGGGACCCUCAGGUCCUCCAGGAGAAAAGGGCGAUAAAGGAGCUCCAGGAUACGAAGGAAGACUUGGAGAAGAUGGAUUCAAAGGAGAGCAAGGAGAAGAUGGAAACCCCGGUAGCCCUGGCGUACAAGGAAAAGAGGGCCCGGUGGGCAUAUACGAUCCGCUCUUAGGCGAACCGGGAAAACUGGGCGUGGAAGGAAGGCAGGGUCCCGCGGGGUACCUUGGACCUCCGGGUGUAUCCGGUAUCCCAGGAUUCCCGGGAGUAUCCGGACCUAUCGGUAUACCGGGACCCCCAGGACCGCCAGGCCGACCAGGUUUUCCUGGAAUAAAAGGUAUUUCUAUCAAAGGAGAAAGCGGCGACGACGGUCUACCAGGCCAACCGGGAAAAUCCGGCCUUCCGGGCUUCCAAGGUCCCAUAGGCUCCCUGGGAGAGAAAGGCUACGCCGGCGAAACAGUGAUCGGACCUCAAGGCAGUCCGGGCUUCCCCGGAAUCGGCGGUUUGGACGGUACGCCGGGAGAGCGCGGCGAUCCAGGCGACAGGGGACCCAAGGGAUUCCCUGGUAUAGGGCAACCCAUCAAGGGACCUAGAGGUCAGACCGGGCCUCCAGGGUUGCCCGGUUUCCCUGGAGACGAUGGCGUGCCGGGGUCGCACGGACUCUCGGGCUUUAAGGGAGCGAAGGGAGAAGAUUGUGGAUAUUGCUCACCAGGUCUAAAUGGAUUGAAAGGUGAGAGAGGCGAGAGUGGUAGACUGGGCAGACCGGGAACGGCAGGUUACGAAGGUCUGUCGGGACCCCGAGGAUACAAAGGAAUUCAAGGUAUACCCGGACCAUCAGGACCACCGGGACUGGACGGUCAAGACGGACGACCGGGAUUGGCCGGACGAAUGGGUCCGGCUGGACGACCGGGACUUCUACUUCCUCCCGAUGGCAACACCAAACCGGAACAAGGUGACAAAGGUGACUUUGGCUUCGUUGGACCUCAAGGCCCCUACGGUGAUAACGGUCCACAAGGAAUUCCCGGAGAUUACGGUCUCAGAGGCACUCCAGGACCCAGAGGUGACAUUGGUGACGAUGGUCUUGCUGGAUACGACGGAACGGAUGGAAAACCUGGUGAUUUGGGAGAAAAGGGUGAUUCCCACGAGUUCCCUAUAACUCUUUUAGUAGGAGAUCGUGGAUUUAAAGGAUUUAAAGGGCGAAAAGGAGACAGUGGAUCAGCGGGCUCCCAGGGAGACGAAGGAAUAAUUGAAAAUAUCAUUGACAAAAAUGGAGAUAAGGGGGUAAAGGGUGAAACAGGAGACAUAGGAUUCCGUGGUUUCGACGGCCCGAAAGGCCCAUCGGGUACGCCCGGCUGGCAAGGUCUUCCCGGAGACCAAGGCCCUCCCGGCGAGUCCAUACCCGGCCCGGAAGGUUUCAAGGGUUACCCGGGACUGUUGGGCGACGAGGGACCUAGAGGUUUCCCCGGAAUUCCGGGUAAACCGGGCGAACCCGGCGUCGAGGGCAUCAAAGGACCAAAAGGUUACAGAGGGGAACCCGGGCAAAGGAUUCUUUAUGGAGAGAUGGGUCAGCCGGGGUACCACGGAGACAAAGGAGACCUGGGUGACGAUGGACCGGAAGGGUAUCCCGGAUUUCCGGGAUCGCCCGGACCGAAAGGAUUUAAAGGACCAAAAGGAGCACCGGGUUAUUCGGGAGCAACGGGAUUCCCAGGUCACCAGGGUAUGACGGGCAUAUCGAUCCGUGGACCUCCAGGUCUGGAGGGCUAUCCUGGACCCACUGGAGAUGCAGGAGCGCCUGGUGAGCCUGGAUACCCUGGAGAGGAUGGCGAAAACGGACCUCCUGGUUUGAAAAAUGCCAAAGGAGAUGCUGGAGAGCGUGGUCUUUGGGGAAUAGAAGGUGAAAAAGGUUCAGAUGGUGCGCCUGGAUACCCUGGAGUAAAGGGAUUGAACGGUCAAUUUGGUGAACCGGGCGAUAGAGGUGACUUGGGAUAUCCCGGACCGUAUGGAUUGCCUGGACCCAAAGGGCUGUUUGGACCUACAGGAUUUAAAGGCGAGAGAGGUGAUAUUGGAGAUCAAGGUUUUCCUGGUUUUCAAGGAGAGCCAGGUUUACCAGGCUCACCAGGCAGACCCGGUUUCGACGGUUUCCCGGGAGAAAAGGGCGACUCGAACUUCUUCGGCCAGAAAGGCCAAAAAGGCGAAGCGGGCGACGUAGGAUUGGAGGGUCGGGAUGGCUUCACCGGACCCCAAGGUCCCAAAGGUAUCAGGGGCGACGCCGGUGCCACGACGAUCGGCCUUGACGGCCCGCCAGGACUACCGGGCGAUGCGGGAUUCCCGGGAUUGCGCGGCGGCUACGGUUUCAAGGGAGAAGUCGGCGAACCCGGCUUCGUAGGUGAGGACGGGCUAAUUGGAGAUGGUGGAGAGCCGGGAAGGCCGGGAGCAAGGGGUUUGAAUGGUAUUCCAGGUCCGAAGGGACAAAUGGGAGAUAACGGAUUGCCUGGACUACCUGGUUUGCCCGGCGAAGUGGGAAUGGACGGCGAACCCGGCUUCAUAGGCCGUCCCGGUCUACCGGGAGACGUGGGACUGCCAGGUCCAAGAGGUCCUUCGGGAGACAAGGGAGUGAAAGGAGCCAGAGGACUGCCUGGAGCCGCGUUGCAAGGAAGCGCGCAGAAGGGAGAAGAUGGAGAUUUUGGAAUGACUGGACUUUCUGGUCCGACAGGAAUACAAGGAGAACCCGGUUUCCCAGGACUACGCGGUCUUAGAGGCGAUCGCGGCAACCCAGGCGAAAAAGGAAUAGUGGGCGACGUCGGUUUCGUUGGUUUCCCAGGAGCUCCGGGCGAGCCAGGUCUUCCCGGCCUUCCGGGACUACCCGGGCAAAAUCCAGAACCCGGCGAACCGGGAGUACCGGGACUCGAUGGCUUCGGGGGUCGUCCGGGUAUACCCGGUCAAAAAGGAGCCCCAGGAGAGGUUGGUCUCGAUGGUGAGCCAGGACCUAGCGGUAUUCCCGGCAUAUCCAUUCAGGGAAUAAAAGGAGAACGAGGAGACGGAGGAUAUCCUGGACGACCGGGUCUGGAGGGAAUGCCGGGUCCACAGGGAAUACCAGGCAGACAGGGACCCAAGGGUUUACAGGGAGAAUAUGGCUUCGCUUCAAUCAACUUCAAGGGAAUCAGAGGAGAUGUUGGAUACAAUGGUUUACCGGGUUACGUUGGCCCCAAAGGAGACGCGGGCGAACUAGGUCUGGACGGUUUCGAAGGUCGACCGGGCGAAGCCGGCGAAAUAGGUCUCCCCGGUGAUUUGGGUCCGCCAGGCCGACCCGGUCUGCCGGGUCUCAAAGGUCCCAAAGGCGAAGAAGGCGACUGGGGAAUCGAUGGCAACGUCGGAGUUCAGGGCGAAGUAGGUUUCCCGGGACCGGCCGGGGACGAAGGCCUGCCUGGCAGGAACGGAUUGACCGGAUUCGACGGCGAACGGGGCGAUAAAGGUCAGAGAGGCGACGUUGGCGAUCUCGGGUUUCCCGGACUUGAUGGACCGAAAGGUCUACCUGGAAUGCCUGGAUUACCGGGGAGAAUGGGUCUCAAAGGUCUUCCUGGAUCGCCAGGAGAUCAAGGUGAACCAGCACCGCCAGCACCGGUGGCCAAAAGUCGUGGAUUCGCUUUUACAAGACAUUCCCAGUCGCAUCUCAUCCCGGUUUGUCCCAGAAACACCGUGAAAAUUUGGGAAGGAUACUCGCUGUUGCACAUUCACAGUGAGAAGAGAUCCAGUGGCCAAGACUUAGGUGCUCCAGGUAGUUGCUUGCCAAGAUUUAGCACUAUGCCAUAUUUGUUCUGCAACCUGAAUGACGUGUGUGAUUACGCCCAGUCCAACGAUUACAGUUUCUGGCUGUCAACAACCGAACCAGUUCCUAUGACGAUGACUCCAAUUUACGGAAACGACAUACAGAAAUAUAUCUCAAGGUGUUCUGUAUGCGAGGCUCCUACCAGAGCAAUAGCAAUUCACAGUCAAACUGUUGAAAUUCCGACCUGUCCAGUUGGUUGGGAUGAACUAUGGGUCGGAUGGAGUUUCUUGAUGGGCACCGAUGGUGCAGCGGUUGGUUCAACACAAUCCCUAGUCUCGCCAGGAUCCUGUCUGGAAGACUUCAGGACUAGGCCCUUCAUCGAAUGUCACGCCCACGGCAGAUGCAAUCACUACGCUUCGGCGUUGUCCUAUUGGCUGUCCACUGUAGAAGACAAUGCGCAAUUCAACAAGCCGGUGUCGCAAACCUUGAAGGCCGGAUUCCUGACGACGAAGAUUAGCAGAUGCGCAGUGUGCUUGCGCAGAAUCCCAAGUCGUGUGUCCCCUGCACCCCCACCACAGCAACCACCACCUGUACGCCAACCACCUCCACCGGCUUACAGUUACCCCAAUCUUCCCUCCAACUACAGAUACAGAAAUAUCAAUAGGGAGAGAACAGGUAGAAGGAGAAGACCUAACACCAGGGUCCAACAAGGCUGAUGGUGAUCAUUCAAGUGCCAUUUUUUACGAUAUAGAUAAUGUUUUCACCUAAGAAGAAAUGAAAAUGUAUUUUAAGUUGCUAGUAAGCCAGCUUAACAUUUAAAAAUCUGAUGUUAUUAACUGUUGUAAAUGUUUCAUGCAUCUAAUAUAUUUCUUCUGAUUUAUACAGGGUGUACCAUUAUUCCGUGGACAAUGAACUACUUUGGAAUCAAAAUAAGUUCAAAUACCAAAAAUACAUAGUACUUUUUUGUUUAUGGAAUAUUAGGACAUCCUGUGUAUGUAAUAUAGCUUGGUGUUCCUAAUGAGACUUAAAUCAUUUUAUAACACUUAAAAGUGAUAAUCUUUAAGGUGCUAUCAAUAUUUUUUAACAAAUUUUAAAUAAUAUAUUCUUCUAUAAGCAUAUAAAGAGAGCAACAUAACUCUAUGGACAAUAUAAUAUUAUGUAUUUUUUGUAAUAUAUCUGUAAUAUUGUAAAAAUUCUAUUAAAAUAAUUUUUCUAGGUUAAGAAUCGAUCAUGGUGAUGUUUAGCAUAAUAAUAUAGUUAGUUCUAAGAAAUAACAUGUGUUCCAAUGCUUCUUUUCUAGAUCAUGACGCUUUUUGUUAAAGGAAAAUUUAUGUCACUGCCAUAUACUGAAGCAUUACAAUGUAAAAACUUUAGAAAUGAAUGAAAAUAAACGUAUGUUCACUAAGA
Messenger RNA from Sitophilus oryzae (rice weevil), 6162 nucleotides. It is a transcript of the gene vkg, whose product is annotated as collagen alpha-5(IV) chain. Gene Ontology annotation, molecular function: extracellular matrix structural constituent. The record is from RefSeq and is a predicted model, not a curated record. Gene Ontology annotation, cellular component: collagen trimer; basement membrane. The transcript has 25 exons. The coding region runs from base 27 to 5471 and encodes 1814 amino acids. Lineage: Eukaryota; Metazoa; Arthropoda; Insecta; Coleoptera; Curculionidae.